Triticum dicoccoides is the source of this 1077-nucleotide messenger RNA. Its product is annotated as (S)-beta-macrocarpene synthase-like. NCBI's taxonomy places the organism in Eukaryota, Viridiplantae, Streptophyta, Magnoliopsida, Poales, Poaceae. The transcript has 8 exons. The record is from RefSeq and is a predicted model, not a curated record. Gene Ontology annotation, molecular function: magnesium ion binding; terpene synthase activity. Bases 1 to 1077 code for a protein of 358 amino acids. Gene Ontology annotation, biological process: terpenoid biosynthetic process.
AUGGAUGCACUGGAGCGGCACCUCGAAUUUGGAAAUGCACGGGAGGGGCGGCGUUGUUCUCUUGGAUUAGAGAAUUUUGGGGAGGAGGCGAGGAUACUGGAGUUGGAGGAGAUCGAUGCGGUGCUGCAGCAGCGUAUUCUUUCGCAACCUCAGAUGAGAGAAAGAAUGGAAGUUUUAUUGGAGCAAUUGGUUUCACUUCGAUUUUAUCUUUUGCGGAAAAAUAGAUAUGAUGUCUCAUCUGAUGUAUUCAAUAAAUUUCAAGACAAACAAGGAGAUUUCUUUCAAUCAGAUACAAAUAGUUUAUUGAGCUCAUAUAGUGCAGCGCAUAUGAGGACCAAGGGAGAGAAAGUACUUGACAAGGCAAUCUAUUUCACUAAAAAACACCUCCUUGGCGCGUUAGAACAUUUGGAAUCACCAUGUGUAGAGGAAGUGUAUUUUGCCCUUCUUACACCUCCUUUUAGAAGGGUUAGGAUAUUAGAAGCAAGAAGCUACAUACCUUGUUAUGAAAAAGAGCCUACACGAAAUGAAGCCAUAUUGGAGCUUGCAAAAUUGAAUUUUAAUAUUCUGCAACUUCUUUUCUGUGAGGAGUUAAAAGAGGUCACCUUGUGGUGGCAGAAACUCAAGGUCGGAUCAAAUUUGAGUUUCGUAAGAGACAGAAUAGUAGAAACUUAUUUUUGGAUAAAUGGAACUAGCUACAAUCACAAAUAUUCUUAUUCCCGUAUUAUAGCUACAAAGAUCACUGCUUUCAUGACUAUAAUAGAUGACAUAUUGGACACCUAUGGUAGCACUGAAGAGAGCAUGCAACUUGCAGAAGCAAUUAAUAGGUGGGAUGAAGGUGCAGUAGAUGUGCUUCCAGAAUACAUGAAGGAUAUCUACUUAUAUUUGUUGGAAACAUUUCGUUCUUUUGAGGAGCAUUUAGGACCUGGGAAGAGCUACCGUGUUGUUUAUCUUAAAGAAUCGGCAAUUAGUGUUAAUGUGUUGAUAUUUUUCAUGAAAACCAUAUUCCCAUGGGCUACAGCCAAGAAACAUUCGAUGAUAAAUAAUUACAGGCACAACACGGCCUACAACAACUCCUGA